CACCAUUACAAUGGACGUCCAAAGCAAACAUCUUUUGAAUUCUCCAGAUACCCUUGUGGUCGAUUCUCUAAAGGGCUUGUGUGACCUGAGCCCACAGCUUGCGCUUGAUGUCGACAAUAAGAUUGUCUAUCUGAAAGACCGCGAUCGUGCCAAGGUCGCCCUCGUGUGCGGCGGGGGAUCAGGCCACGAGCCUGCACACUCUGGCUUUGUCGGCGAGGGGAUGCUCACUGCUGCUGUCUGCGGGAGCAUCUUUGCGUCACCCAAUGCCUCCCAAGUCCGUCGAGGGAUUGACCUGGUCGACAAUGAACAGGGAACCGUGAUCAUUGUCAAAAACUAUACAGGAGAUAUCCUCAACUUUGGGCUCGCGAAAGAGCAGUACGCAGCCAGUCACCCGGACAAGUCUGACAAGGUUCGCUUUGUCAUUGUGGGGGACGAUGUUGCAGUUGGCAAGACGCAAGGAAAGAUCGUUGGACGGAGAGGAUUAGCAGGCACAGUGUUAGUUUACAAGAUCGCAGGUGCCUUGGCUCAGAAAGGUGCCAGCCUCGAUGAGGUUCAUCAAUUGGCUGAAUGGGUCGCCUCCAAUGUCGUGACCAUUGGCGCAAGUCUAGGACAUGUCCACGUUCCGGGGACCGCUCCAUUGAAAUCAAACCUUGCGGGCACAGAACUUGAGAUUGGCAUGGGCAUUCACAACGAGGCUGGGAAUAGCAAAGAAUCCCCGCUUCCACCGCUUUCAAGCCUGAUCGGCAAACUGCUCGACUUUCUCACAUCAAACAAGGACCCAGAACGAUCCUUCUUGGAGUUCAAGAAGGGGGACAAUGUUGUCGUACUGGUUAACAACCUCGGUGGGAUCAGUGAACUCGAGCUUACGGGAAUAGUCGCGGAGACUCGAAAGCAAUUGGUCAACAGGGGCUAUGCGAUUGCAAGGAUCCUGUCCGGGACGUUCAUGACAAGCUUGAAUAUGCCUGGUUUCUCUUUGACACUGUUGUUACUUCCCAGAAGUGACGUUCACUCGCCUUCAGCAGAGAAGGUUCUGUCCCUGUUGGACUCAAAGCCUAACGUCCCGGGAUGGCGUUGGUCUUCGGGAACUGCCCCUGCUCCACCGACUUCACAAGAAGUCAAAGGCGUAGAAGCUGUCGUAUCUUAUGACCAUGUCGUCCAGUUCAGAGCGGCGGACCCGAAUGCAUUUGUCUCAGGCAUCCGCAAUGCAGUGCAGAGUUUGAUAUCCGCCGAACCCGAGAUCACAAGGAUGGAUUCCAUUGCAGGUGAUGGUGAUUGUGGUCUUACGUUGAAGGCGGGCGCUCAGGCCGUCCUCAAGAAGAUUGACGAUGGUAUUAUCAAUGGAAACAACAUCGUCUCCUCCCUUAUCGCUAUCGCUCAGGUGUCAGAGGAAGUAAUGGGCGGAACUAGUGGGGCGCUCUACUCGAUCUUCUUCUCCGGCCUCGCACAAAGUUUCCAGUCCCAAUCUAUUCCUUCGGGGUCCACUGUCACUCACUAUCAAUGGAAAACCGCGCUUUCCCAAGCCUUGGACAAACUGUACAGCUAUACCCGCGCUCGACCUCCUUCACGAACGCUGGUCGACCCUCUGGCAGCGUUUAUCAACGCACUCCGAGAUGGAACAAAGUCAAGCUCUGACAAUCAUGUUUUCUCGGAGGCUGUGGCUCAGGCGGCACAGGCGGCAGAAGGGACGAAGGAUCUAGAGGCUAAAGCUGGACGCAGCGCGUAUGUUGAAGGUGAAACACUCAGGGAAAAGCAAGUCCCGGAUCCGGGUGCAUGGGGUGUAAAACUCAUCCUCGAGAACCUGGGUUUGUAACAUAUCCAUUCUUAUGCUCCUCCUUGUGUUUUCUCCUCGCAAAUACCUUCGUCAGGUUCCUUUCGGAGCACGACCAGCCAUCUUCACUUCCGCUUUCGUUUUUUUCCAUUUGACGUGCAUUCCACGCGGUUCUGUUCUAGUUCUGUUCCUGUUGAACUCGGAAUAAACUUCCCCCUUCGUUU
Molecule: messenger RNA, 1992 nt
Organism: Coprinopsis cinerea okayama7#130
Lineage: Eukaryota; Fungi; Basidiomycota; Agaricomycetes; Agaricales; Psathyrellaceae
Product: dihydroxyacetone kinase 1
Exons: 13
Coding region: 11-1810 (599 amino acids)
Biological process (GO): glycerol catabolic process
Cellular component (GO): cytosol
Molecular function (GO): glycerone kinase activity; ATP binding
Source: RefSeq, a predicted model, not a curated record